AUGGGCUCCAUCAGCGCAGAGGCGAAGCUGCCUUGGAUCGAAACCCCCCUCAUAUCCUCUCCUGAGCUCUCCCGUGCCGCCGGCUGCAACAGCAACAUCCUUCUCAAGCUCGAAAACCUCCAGCCCUCGGGCUCGUUCAAGUCCCGCGGCGUGGGCAACCUCGUGCUCCGCGCCGUCGCCGCCUCGGCGUCCGCCGACGUGCACUUUUACUGCUCCUCCGGCGGCAACGCCGGUCUCGCGUGCGCGACGUCGGCCGCGGCCCUCGGCCUCGCGGCGACCAGUGGGAACGCAAACCCCGAAGCACAGAGCAAGGAGGGGGGGGGGGGGUCUGGUAGAUCAUCCUCCAGACGCCCCCGCGCGUGGACAAUGCCGCAGUUGGUGCGUCUGUCGGCGGCGGCGGGGCUCGUCAACGGCCUGCUGCAGGGUCUCGAGGACGUGGAGCGCGACGGCGGCGCGUCGGCGCCGUGGCCGCGCGGACGCCCGCCGACCGUCGUGGCGGUCGAGACGCGCGGCGCCGAAAGCCUGCAUGCGAGCGUCGAGGCCGGACGCCUCGUCACGCUGCCGGCCAUUACGUCCAUCGCCACGAGCCUCGGCGCCGUGCGCGUGUCCGAGCGGACCUGGGAGUGGGCGCGGCGCAAGGCCGUGCUGGGCCCGCGCCGGCAGGCGGAGCACGGGGGCCGCAAGAUGGGACCGGCGGGGCUCGAGAGUCUUGUCGUCAGCGAUGCCGAGGCGGCCAUGGCGUGUGUGCGGUUCGCGCACGAUGCGCGCUUCGUCGUCGAGGUGGCGUGCGGCGCGACGGUGGCCGUCUGCUACAACGGGGCGUUGCGGGAGACGCUCGGGCGCGGGCUGUCGGACGAUGAGUGGCGCAGGAAGAAUGUCGUCGUCGUCGUGUGCGGAGGGUCGAAUGUGAGUCUCGAGGUGCUUGAGGAGUACAAGGCCACGUAUGCGCACAUGGUCUGA
Molecule: messenger RNA, 960 nt
Organism: Verticillium dahliae VdLs.17
Lineage: Eukaryota; Fungi; Ascomycota; Sordariomycetes; Glomerellales; Plectosphaerellaceae
Product: L-serine dehydratase
Exons: 3
Coding region: 1-960 (319 amino acids)
Biological process (GO): L-threonine catabolic process; L-serine catabolic process
Molecular function (GO): pyridoxal phosphate binding; L-serine ammonia-lyase activity; threonine deaminase activity
Source: RefSeq, a predicted model, not a curated record